AUGGACCGUGAUGACAGUGUUACACAGCAAUCCUUGAUGUCCAAUAUGAGCGAUGGACCAGAAACACUUCCAAGGCUUCACUCCCCAACCCAAGGAAGCGUCCGCGCCGUCGAGACAGAAGAGCAAGAAAAUGCCACACAACAACAAUCUUUGUCAUCACAUAUAGGAGACGACACGCAGACACCUCCAAAACCCCAAAACUCGAGUUCCGAAAGCGACGCCGAUACUACGAAAGAACAAGCCCACGCCAAUUACACCACCAUCGCCAAUCAUAAAAGAGCUCCUCAUCUCUGGCUCUCCCAACUCGCCUCAACAUGGUGGAUCGAAAGCAUCACCAUCUGCAUCAGCUUCGCCUGCAUGGCCGCCCUCGUCUGCAUCCUCGCCCUCUUCCAAGACCGCCUCACCACAGACUGGCCCUUCUUCAUCAGCCUCAACGCCACCAUCGCCAUCGCAAUCACGGCCGCAAAGGCAACGCUCCUCGCCCCCGUGUCAGUCUGCCUCAGCCUGGAGAAAUGGAACCGCUUCAGGAACAAGGCCCACCAUCUCCAAGAUCUCGCCAUCAUCGACACGGCGAGCCGCGGGCCUCUCGGUGCUGUACAGAUGCUCUUCCGGGUCUCGUGGGGGUUUGCAAGCUUGAGUGCAGUGGUUGUCAUUCUGUCCAUCCUCACAGAUACACUGGUGCAACAAGUGGUAUAUCUCGAACCAGGCACAAUCUACGCUUACCAAGAGUAUUCGGCAAGGUUCGGGUACGCAUAUGGUUUUGACGGGGCGGAUCCCAAAGAGGGCGAGGAUGCUGCCAAUGAUAACGUCGCAAUCGCCUUCCUUAGAGGCUUAUAUCAGGCAGAUUGGCCAGACUAUUUCGCAUGCAACUCAAACUGCACCUGGGACGACCAUUAUCUCACCCUGGGCUUCAGCAGCACUUGCGCCAACGCGACAGACGAAACCGUCGGCACUUUGGAAUGCGAUAAUGGCGAGCCCUGGCCAGGGCAUUGCCGCAUGACGACGCCAAGGGGGCGCGUGCAGUUCAAUUUCGGCCCUCAGUAUGCGCCAAUGACGUUGAACGCGAGCGAAGCAAUGUUCCAACAUUUCACAUACCGCGAGCUGGACAACAAGUCUGAUUCUCUCAAAGAUACCGAUCUCUUUGCAGCCUCCAUCUGGACUCUCCCUGAGCCUCGCUUCUCAGGCGAACAAAACCUGGCCGAGUAUAAAAAGACGCUCCUUCGAGAGUCGGUGGUGGUUGAGUGCACGCUUGGCAUCACCCUGUACAACUAUUCCAAUGUUUCAUCAACUUCAAACGUUUUCAACAUUGGCAGAACCGAGCAAAUACCCAUCGGCAACUACAGCGGCUACACAUGGGGACGACCUGAGUGGGAUCCUCUGAAUGACCCCACCUUCUGGUGGAAUGAUACUGGCCCGGGACUGCCAGACGUUUCUUUCCUCUCCCGUUACGUAGACAUCAUUGUCACGUUCAUGAAGUCGAGGGAAUUCUCCGGCACAUCGUAUCCGUACAACGUCCCCAUUCGCGUUGAUAACGUCGAUUGUCCAGGCGCCACACGAGCGUUUAUGGACGGCACUCUGGAACAAGUUUCUUACAUCUUUGAUAGAGUCGCAAUGAGCUUGACGCACAUGAUACGCCGGGGCAACUCGAUGCAGACGGCACAGGGCAAAACGAGCCAAGCCGUCGUCUUCAUCCGCGUGCGCUGGAGGUGGCUCAUCCUACCCCUAGCCGUCCAUCUCUUGGGAGCGAUUGCCCUCGUCGGAACCAUCAUCGGAAGAUCCAGGGACGUGCCACUAUGGAAGGGCUCAGCUCUGGCAGUGCUAUAUCACUCUGUUGACAAGGAUGGGGUUUUGGGAACUCGGGUGAAGAACCCGAAUGAGCUGGAAAAGGUCAAGAGCAUACAAGUUAUGCUGGAAAAGAAGAGUAACAUUUCCGAUUCGUAG
This is a messenger RNA of Trichoderma aggressivum f. europaeum, 1941 nucleotides long. RefSeq lists its product as uncharacterized. The record is from RefSeq and is a predicted model, not a curated record. The coding region runs from base 1 to 1941 and encodes 646 amino acids. Lineage: Eukaryota; Fungi; Ascomycota; Sordariomycetes; Hypocreales; Hypocreaceae. The transcript is spliced from 2 exons.